CGACUUUCUCACCGAGGCUCUCCAUCACACGCACGCACACACACACACACACACACACACACACACACACACACACACACAAAAUGGGAGGGAUACAGGAGUAUAGGUAAGGCGACAGUGGCAGGCAGACAGAUGUGUGAUGCUCAGACUCAACAAUGGGACCGUCUCCCCUCGCCUGUGUGAAGGUAAACUUUUACCCACCAUCGCAUCUUUUCGCCGUGACCGUGCGGAGGUGACGCCAACUCGCUGCUUGCACACCUGCCCGUCUGUUUUUCUUUUUUUUUCUUCAAUGUUAAUUGCGGCCAGUCUACCAGGAGCGAUGCAGCAGAAACAGGGGCUGAAGUGGCAAUAGAUCCUGUUGAAUUGAGACAAGACGUCGAGACGCAGUCCAAAAGUGUCCUCCUCGGAGUGCGUCAGAGCACAGAUGUGUAUAGUGGAGGAUAUGGUCGCCGGCUGGAUAUGACGAGAGAUAUGUGAUAUUACCCCCCCUAAAUCAAGACGGGAAUUUAGGCAGAAUCGAAGACCUGCAUCCUCACCUAGCCUACCUUCCCCUCCUCCAUCAGAUUUGUUUGUAGGGGGGCUGAGGCGAUGUUGUUUGGCCCCUUUUCACAUCUCCAGAGAGAGUCCUUCAGUCCUUCACCGGAUCUCUAUAAUGUAACAGCAAAGCUCCAGUUCGUGUCAUUUUGUUUAAUCUUUUCACAUAAAAUGGCAACCAGGAGUGACCACGGAGGAUCAAAAGACGCAUUCGGGCGCAAGCAGCGCUCGUGGAGACAUUAGCCACCUGAUGGGCGCCGGAGAAAUCGAGCAGAGACUGUUUUGGUUAUAGCUUGUUGACUUGCUGAUUUAAAAUGCUGAAGAAAUAAAGGGCGCUGCAAGUUUAACACAGAGCGCCUGCGUAACAGGCUAUGGCACCGGCCCUCACGUUUUUUGGUUAUGGUAGGUAACGAUGUCAUAACACACCGGAGGCCUGUGUCUCAACGGGAAGACGGGCUGAUCUCCUGCCAUGUAAGUAGCCACAUGUACUGCUCUCAACAUGGGACUUAUUGAGGUGUGUUCGUUAUUCCAACAUUCUCAUAUGCACAACUGAUUGGCCGAACCGGUUGAUGCAUAAUUUUCUCUCUGCGCGCGCCGAGCUGCAACUUUGAUCCCCUGGCCUGCAUCCACGUCGCCCUGAGGCGGUUACUGUAGCGCUCACCGGACCGAACCGCUCAUUGACUUAAAAUGGAGUUUGCCAUGGUGGGUGCGGACGGCGGGUGCAAUAGUCACCUGCCUUACGGAUAUGCCCAAGCUCGCGCACGGGAAAAGGAGCGCGAGAGGGAGCGCCAGGCUGUCCAUUCGAGAGCCGCGGCUGCUGCGGCCGCAGCUGAAGGUGGGUCAGGUGAGGAGGGAGGAGUGGGGGGGUCCACCUCCACCUCGAGCGCUCCUCUCCUUAACAACCGCCAGCAUCAGUCUCGCGCCGCCUACUCCACGAACGCCAACACCGGCAGCGACGGGACCGCCUCGCGCCCCUCCUCCUCCUCCUCCUCCUCAACCUCCUCCUCCUCCUCCUCCUCCUCACAGCCGCCACAGCAGCAGCAGGAGCCCGAGCAGCAACAGCGAGUUCUCAGAGAGCGGAAAAAGCAGCGCGGCGUCGGACGGUGGAGACGCAGCCGGACGACUCUCGGCGGGGACCUGCGCCACUCGGAGCUGGCGCUGCUUGGAUCCGAGGAAGACAUCAUGAUAGAGGAGGAGGAGGAGGCCGAGGGAGCCGAGGAAGAGGAGGAGGAUGCGGAGGAGGAGAAGGGGGGCCGGGGUAGCAAGAGGUCGAGUUUUCUGUGCAACAUGGGUGAUGAGGAGGAGACCGUGUCGCUCACUGACAGAAGACCUCAGUCCGGAUACGAAAGUGUUUACAACGAGUGCGGCUGCUGCGAGAGAGUUGUCAUCAACGUGUCGGGUCUGAAGUUUGAAACUCAGCUCAAGACUCUCACUCAGUUCCCGGACACUCUCCUGGGAGACCCCGACAAGCGAAUCAGGUACUUCGACCCGCUAAGGAACGAAUACUUCUUCGACCGGAACCGACCGAGUUUUGACGCCAUUCUUUACUAUUACCAGUCAGGGGGGCGGUUGAAAAGACCAGUCAACGUCCCGUUUGACAUCUUCUCCGAGGAGGUUAAGUUUUAUGAACUCGGGGACGAGGCGAUACUUAAGUUUCGGGAGGAUGAGGGUUUUGUCAAAGAGGAGGAAAAGCCUCUGCCGGAGGACGAGUUCAAGCGCCAGAUUUGGCUGCUUUUUGAGUAUCCGGAGAGCUCGAGCCCUGCCAGGGGCAUAGCGGUCGUGUCCGUCCUGGUUAUAGUUAUUUCUAUUGUCAUUUUUUGCCUGGAGACGCUGCCGGAGUUUAGGGACGAAAAAGAAUAUCUACAGCCACGACACAACUCCACUCAACCUGACCACGGAUUUACUCCUUUCAACGACCCGUUUUUCCUUGUGGAAACGGUUUGCAUCAUCUGGUUCUCCUUUGAGAUUAUAGUCCGCUUUUUUGCGAGUCCGAGCAAACCGGAUUUCUUUAAAAACAUUAUGAACUCAAUAGACAUUGUAUCCAUUUUGCCUUAUUUCAUAACCCUCGGCACGGACCUGGCGCAGCACCAAGGCAACGGGCAGCAAGCGAUGAGCUUUGCCAUCCUGAGAAUAAUCCGCCUUGUCCGGGUGUUUCGCAUAUUCAAACUGUCCAGACACUCCAAGGGGCUGCAGAUCCUGGGCCAUACCCUGCGCGCCAGCAUGAGGGAGCUGGCCCUCCUCAUUUUCUUCCUGGUUAUAGGUGUCAUCCUGUUCUCCAGCGCGGUGUACUUCGCCGAGGCGGACGAGCCCACCUCUCAGUUCACGAGCAUCCCCGACGCUUUCUGGUGGGCGGUGGUGACCAUGACAACGGUGGGCUACGGCGACAUGAAGCCCAUCACUGUCGGUGGGAAGAUAGUGGGCUCCCUCUGCGCGAUCGCGGGCGUGUUAACCAUCGCGCUCCCGGUACCGGUCAUAGUGUCCAACUUCAACUACUUUUACCACAGGGAGACGGACAACCAGGACGAGCAGGCGCCGGUGGUGGAGAGCAUGCCCCCGGGCUGCCCCUAUUUCCCGGACUUUUUAAGGAAAUUCAAAGGCUCGCCCUCUGGCUCAUCACUGGGGGACAAAGCGGAGUAUAUGGAGAUGGAGGAAGGCUUGACGGAGUCGCUUUGUGGUCUGGACAAGAGCCCCAGUAAAGGAAACGGCACAGACAUAGGGAGGAAAAACAGCACUAACUCCAAAUCCGUUCAGACUGACGUGUGAUUUCAAGUAGGCCUAUAGAGUUCAGUUUUUCCCUGUUUUUUUUUCUAAAGAAGAAUAGACCCUAGAGAUACUGUACAAGAGCAGGUGGUCCCCUAACACAAGUUGCACGCACGCCUCAGAGCCCCCACACACGCGCACACACACACACACAUAUAUACACACACACACUCUUACAGGUCACCUAGGCAGAUUACAAUGUUUCAUUCUCUCCAUCUAAGAAAAAAAGUUUAUCCUAAAUCCUCUUCUCAAUCUUUAGGAACAAUUAUGAUCAAUAUUUCCCUAAUGGGUCGAUUAAUUAAGUUGUCUUACCUGUGCGGGCUUCCAAAUCAGACAUUAAAUUAAAAAAGUCUAGACAAGACAGGCUAUGCAUUCGCACUUUAUGAGUUUCAUCCUUCAAUGAGAGAAAGGGUAGGGAUGAGCGUUUUGCUGUUAUGCAAUAAAGUUUCAAAUUUGUUUGCACUAAUGUAGAGUUUGCGCUAGGUUUGGCUGUAUUUUAUUUCAGAGACAGAAACUGUAGGCCAUGCAAAUGGCAAUCAUUUAGUCAUCCUCUGACCACUUAGCUGAAGAAUGUUUGACUACCUUCCUUAAAGAGAGCAAACUAGGGAUUUAAUGAGCUCUUUCAUACGCUGCCAAUAAAAAUUGGACUCCAAUAAAGGAAAAGCCUGAGACAGAUAAAACAUGUUUGUUACUGUUCCAACACUAAUAUGAACAAAAAGCUCAUUGAUAAGACAUAGCAUUUAGAAGUCAUCAAACAAACCAGGGCUUGAAUUAUUUCUAUGACAUCUACACAAAUAUGCUUUUAAACAAAUAUACUUUGUUUUGUGUUGACCCACUAUGAGAGCUAAGCACAGGAAACAACAGAGUUAGAAAUGGCUGGAGAAAUGACUUGCCCCGCCAGGUUUUGUGCGGACAGGCUUGGGGCCUUGGCUACGACCGUUUCCCCAGUUUCAUUUCCACCACCUCAAAAUGACAAUAUCCCUUUACACGGAUGCAGAUGGAAAGCUAUAGCAAAAACGACUCUGUUGUGGAAACUCCUCGGAGGGGAGUUUGUGAGCAACUUCCUCUCCUGUCCGCUGGACUUUGUGCACAAAUUAUUAUUUUUUUCCUCAAGAGGACUGUGACUAUCUCCGAGCUCAGAGGAUCCCCGAGGUGUGGAUGUCUUCCAAGCGCUGCCAGUUACAAGGAGAGGAAGUAUCCCCCACAACUCUGGAAAUUGCAGCGCACAAGCAAAACAUUGUGAGUGGUCAUCGCCACCACGAGCGGAAAGUCAAAAGCAACAACUGGACAGGACUCGGGACUUGAACAAGCGGGGACGAGAGCUGCUGCGGGACAUCAGUAAACAAACCCUCAAGGGUUGCGACUGGAAUUAUGGAAUUGGCAAAUGAGUAAGUGGUGGCCCAAAAUGAAUGCCUUAAUAAUACACAUAUACAGAUGUAUGAAGUGAUGAAACUAAGAGACUUAUAGUUCAAAGAUGUUUUCUUUACAUGU
Messenger RNA from Etheostoma cragini (Arkansas darter), 4785 nucleotides. RefSeq names its product potassium voltage-gated channel, shaker-related subfamily, member 4 (gene kcna4). The coding region runs from base 1222 to 3297 and encodes 691 amino acids. The transcript has 3 exons. The record is from RefSeq and is a predicted model, not a curated record. Gene Ontology annotation, cellular component: membrane; voltage-gated potassium channel complex. NCBI's taxonomy places the organism in Eukaryota, Metazoa, Chordata, Actinopteri, Perciformes, Percidae. Gene Ontology annotation, biological process: protein homooligomerization; potassium ion transmembrane transport. Gene Ontology annotation, molecular function: protein binding; delayed rectifier potassium channel activity; potassium ion binding.